AUGAAUUUCCGAUCCUACAUUAGGCCAUUGUGCAUGGAUAUGGAGAAUGAUAAUUGGCGAGACCUUGCACCAUUGCAUAGCUGCCUAGAAAAUAUUCGAAGUAUUUUGGUUCAGUGUGACAUGGAGUUUCAACUAUCUAAACAGCUAAACAAAAUUUUUGUGGAAGACAGUGCAAAUUUUACAGAAUCAACAAAUCAUAGUUUGAGGUUUUCCCUGAUUGGUGUUGGAAGUUGCAAUGAAUUCUUGAACACUCUCAGCGAUGGCGUUUCUAAGGAAUUGGCAAGUAGUGAGUGUUGUGAUGUUAGUCUCCCAUGUGACAACCAUCCUUAUUGGUUGGGCCAUAGGGGUGAGGGACCUUCAGUAUAUUUCAGUGUGCCUAAGGAUUGUGAAAUGAAGGGAAUGGCUUUGUGUGUUGUUUAUUCAUCAACCCCUGAAAUAGUGGCAACUGAAUGUCUUAGAAGUGUCUUAAUAGUUAACUACACAAAGUGCACAUGUCAAAUACACAAGCAUGGCACAGUAAUGUCCUUUGACGAUGAAGAUUGGCAUGGCAUAAUGUCAAAUUUAGAAUAUGAUGACAAGGUAGAGAUUUUUGUGAGUUCUGUUCAUGGAUUAAUGGUCAAGAACACAACAGUCUAUUUCAUAUACGAUGAAUCGAAAUGA
Molecule: messenger RNA, 660 nt
Organism: Vigna umbellata (rice bean)
Lineage: Eukaryota; Viridiplantae; Streptophyta; Magnoliopsida; Fabales; Fabaceae
Source: RefSeq, a predicted model, not a curated record